UGGUGUGAGAAAAACAAAAAAGCAACUGAAGAAUGAGAAACCAUACAGAAGUAACAGAGUUUAUCCUCCUGGGACUGUCAGAUGACCCUAAGCUUCAGGUGGUGAUCUUUGCCUUUCUGCUCAUCACCUACAUGUUCAGCAUCACUGGAAACCUGACCAUUAUAAGCCUUACCCUGAUGGAUUCCCACCUCCAGACCCCCAUGUAUUUCUUCCUCAGAAAUUUCUCCUUAUUAGAGAUUUCAUUCACAACUGUCAGUAUACCUAAGUUCCUGGCCACCAUUAUUUCCGGAGAUAAAACCAUUUCCUAUAAUGAUUGCAUUGCUCAGUUAUUUUUUUUCAUUCUCUUGGGAGUCACUGAAUUUUACCUUCUGGCUGCCAUGUCCUAUGAUCGCUACAUUGCCAUCUGCAAACCUCUGUAUUACAUGACCAUCAUGAAUCGAAGAAUCUGUAUACUCCUUGUCUUCACUUCGUGGCUAGUUUCAUUCCUAAUCAUCUUCCCUGCACUCAUGUUGCUCUUAAAACUUGAUUACUGUAGGUCAAAUAUUAUUGAUCAUUUUACCUGUGAUUAUUUUCCCCUGCUGCAACUUUCUUGUUCAGAUACAAAAUUCCUAGAGAUCAUGGGGUUUGCCUGUGCUGUGUUUACUCUGAUGUUCACUUUGGUAUUGAUAAUUCUGUCCUACAUAUGUAUCAUCAGAACAAUUCUAAGAAUUCCUUCUAAUAGUCAGAGGACAAAGGCCUUUUCUACAUGUUCAUCUCACAUGAUUGUCAUCUCCAUCUCUUAUGGCAGCUGCAUUUUUAUGUAUAUCAAACCUUCAGCAAAAACUAGAGUGUCUUUGAGCAAGGGAGUUGCUGUGCUAAACACCUCAGUAGCUCCCAUGCUGAACCCCUUUAUUUACAGCUUAAGGAAUCAGCAAGUCAAGCAAGCCUUCAUGAACAUAGUAAGGAAAACUAUUCUUCACAAGCAAAUGAAAUAAUAUGGCAUAGUGAAUUAGAGACAUAAUGUAGAGAAAUUUAAAAAAUAUAAACAUGACAUUUCUGUAGCUUCUUCAGA
Molossus molossus (Pallas's mastiff bat) is the source of this 1051-nucleotide messenger RNA. RefSeq names its product olfactory receptor 6C1. The transcript has a single exon. Gene Ontology annotation, molecular function: G protein-coupled receptor activity; olfactory receptor activity. NCBI's taxonomy places the organism in Eukaryota, Metazoa, Chordata, Mammalia, Chiroptera, Molossidae. The record is from RefSeq and is a predicted model, not a curated record. The coding region runs from base 33 to 974 and encodes 313 amino acids. Gene Ontology annotation, biological process: G protein-coupled receptor signaling pathway. Gene Ontology annotation, cellular component: membrane.